AUGCCGGCGCCGUUCAACCUCGCCGUCUUCUCGACGAAGUCCUACGACCGCGAGUACCUGACCCGCGCGCAGCGGUCCUCCCCCUCGGCCCAGAUCGCCGCCGUCACGCUCACCUUCCACGACGUACCGCUCAACCCGGACACGGCGCCGCUGGCGCGCGGCGCCGACGCGGUGUGCAUCUUCGUCAACGACGCGCUGCCGGCGGCGGUGCUGGAGACGCUGGCGGCGCUGGGCGUGCGCGCCGUGCUGCUGCGCUGCGCCGGCUUCAACAACGUCGACCUGGCCGCGGCCGAGGCGCUGGGCCUGUGGGUCGCGCGCGUGCCCGCCUACGCGCCCGAGGCCGUCGCCGAGUUCGCCCUCGCCCUGCUGCAGACCGUCAACCGCAAGACCCACCGGGCCUACAACCGCGUGCGCGAGGGCAACUUCAGCCUCGACGGCCUGAUGGGCCGCACCCUGUGCGGCAAGACCGUCGGCAUCGUCGGCACCGGCAAGAUCGGCAUCGCCAUGGCCCGCAUCCUGAAGGGCUUCGGCUGCCGCCUGCUGGCCGCCGAUCCGUUCCCCACGGACGCGUUCAGGGAGUAUGGGGAGUAUGUCGAGCUCGGCGAGUUGCUGGCGCAGAGCGACUAUGUCAGCUUGCACUGUCCGCUGACGGAGCAGACGAGGCACAUCAUCAACGCCGAGACGCUGGGGAAGAUGAAGAAGGGCGCCGUGCUGGUGAACACGUCGCGCGGCGGGCUGGUGCACACGGAGAGCGUGAUCGCGGCGCUCAAGAGCAAGCAUCUCGGCGGGCUGGCGCUGGACGUGUAUGAGGGCGAGGGCGGCCUGUUCUACCAGGACCACAGCGGCGACAUCAUCCAGGACGACCAGCUGAUGCGGCUGACGACGUUCCCCAACGUGCUGCUCUGCGGGCACCAGGCCUUCUUCACCGAGGAGGCGCUCACCGAGAUCGCCGAGUGCACCCUGCGGAACCUCGACAACUUCCUGAAUCGCGUGCCGUGCCCGAACGCGCUGGUCAGGGAGGGACACUUGCUGGUCCGGCGGGACUCGCUGCCUGUGCGCAUCUGAUGUGGACACGGUGGGACAGCGCUACGUUCUGCGGCGAUGAUGCGAGUAUUGCGCUCGAGUGGCAUAUUCCGGCCUUUUCUUAUACCCUUCUUGAUGACAGUAGGCUUGUGUCGUAGACAGCCGCCCCAACCGGAAUAUUGGGGAUGAUUAGGGAGGUACUCGCGCACUCGUUGAUGUAGAAAGUCACCACCCCAUGUACACUACAACGUGGUGCGGUGGCGGACUAGCUACUGGCAGAGGCAGGAGAGGAGCCGCUCACUGGGCGCGAGGUUGUAUCUCUCCUUCAAGUCGAGCUAUCCUAACAGCUCCAUGCAACCAGCAGCUUGUGUGGUUUGCCCGAAGACCAG
Messenger RNA from Thermothielavioides terrestris NRRL 8126, 1412 nucleotides. RefSeq lists its product as uncharacterized. Gene Ontology annotation, molecular function: NAD binding; D-lactate dehydrogenase (NAD+) activity. NCBI's taxonomy places the organism in Eukaryota, Fungi, Ascomycota, Sordariomycetes, Sordariales, Chaetomiaceae. The record is from RefSeq and is a predicted model, not a curated record. The transcript has a single exon. Bases 1 to 1065 code for a protein of 354 amino acids.